CUGCUACGCCACAACUCGACAGAAACUCCUCUGCCCUUUUAUCUUCAGUUCUCCUUCAGAAACAUCAGACACUGGGCGUCUGUGGAAACAGACACUACACGCUGGCAGAAAGGGGGAACUGGAGCUUAAGCGGCAACCCCCCCCUCCUCCCACAAUAUCCUCUUUUGGACCCAACCAGCCCCCGUUUUAAUGUUAUCUCUUUGGUUUUAGCGUGGCUCUCGCUCACACACAAACACACGUGUGAGGAUGAUUGGCCGGGCAGAUGGUGCUCAGUGUGUGGACUAGAAGCUGAGACCAAGCUGAGAGGGACAGACUCCUCGUCCAUCAUGGGAUGCUGCAGUGUGACCCAGAGGAAUACUGGGGUGGACGAGGUGGGACCCGAUGAGAUCGAGCUCCUGGAACUCUCUGGAGACAACUCAGGGGUGUGGAGUCUGGGAGAAACCAGGCUGCAGCUGAGGAGGAGCAGCAGAGAUGAGCAGCAGCCCCAGCCUCCACCACGACCGCCGCCCCGCUACCCAUCAGUACGACACCUGGAGCAAGAGGUGGUGCUGUGGGGCAGGAGCAGAGAUGAGCUGCACCGUAGGAUUUAUUCCCAGCAGCCAAUCAGAGGCUGGGAGGGUCAACCAGCCCACAUGUAUGGAGAGGUUACCCACUCCUCUCUGGUGUCUCUCUACAACAGCUACACACAGGAAACCAGCGAACACUUCCUGGUGCUGUUCUCAUUUCACCUGCUGAUCCUCUCUCUGGACCACUCUGCACAGGACUUCAUCUAUCAGGGCAUCCUUCCUCUUUCUGGCCUCACCUUACAGGCCGUCUCCCUGGAAGCCGACACGUCACAUUCACCUCACAUGUUUGAGAUCAGCGGACCGAUGAUGGAUUCCAAGGUGUUCGUCUGUGACAGUGCUGCAGCGUUACACACAUGGACGCAGCAAAUAGAAGACAGGAGAUACAAGUCAAUGACACAACCCAUGAGUCCCUCUCACUGCGCCCUCUCCUAUCUACUACCGUGUGAUAUGGGCUGGAAAAGAGAAGAACUGCUCAAAUACUUACUACAAGCUCCAAUAUGGCAGUGGGAGGGUUCACCCAUACAGCACAUGGGCCAGCCAGGAUUCAUAUCGAUCAUCCAUAUCAUCAACUCACAGAGACAGGGACGCCAAGAAAGACUCAUGGUUCUCUUCCCUCAAGACGUCCUGCUGCUGUCAGUUGACAACAAGCGGCUGAAUAUACGAUAUGAGGGCAGGUUGCCCCGACACAGCAUCAGAGCAGUGGAGCGCUCAGCCCUGCCUGGACGGCUGGAGUUUGAGCUGACAGGUGAUCUGGUGGAGCCCCUGCAGGUCUCUUGCACCUGUCUGGAGGAUUAUCAGAACUGGAUUUUUCAACUACAACAGCCGGACAGAAGCAACCACAUCACUGGGAUUCAGGCUGCACCUCCAAUCCUGCCAAAGCUGCAGAGGAGCAGGAAGGAGUCCCAGGAGCCGAUAAUAAAUGCCGACCAAUGUCACAUCAAUGGACGCAGCUGACUCACCAGAGAGUGAAAGUUCACUGGAACUAACUGUGUAGAUAGCUUGUACAUAUUACUUUUACAUUUCUGCCACAGAAUUGAGAUGAAGAUGUUCUGAAAUGUUCUCACCCUAGUUUUGAUGCAUGAGGUUUCGUCACAGAGGAACUGAAAAGAUACUUUUAGUUCUUUCAUGUGGGCACAAACUUAAAUGAGGCCAUGACCUGAUGUAUCAGAUGUAGACAGUGUAGAGCUGUAUUGGUUUUAACAGAAACAGAA
Limanda limanda (common dab) is the source of this 1777-nucleotide messenger RNA. RefSeq lists its product as uncharacterized. Lineage: Eukaryota; Metazoa; Chordata; Actinopteri; Pleuronectiformes; Pleuronectidae. The transcript is spliced from 11 exons. The record is from RefSeq and is a predicted model, not a curated record. Bases 327 to 1520 code for a protein of 397 amino acids.